Molecule: messenger RNA, 1062 nt
Organism: Leptosomus discolor (cuckoo roller)
Lineage: Eukaryota; Metazoa; Chordata; Aves; Leptosomiformes; Leptosomidae
Source: RefSeq, a predicted model, not a curated record
AUAUUGGCUGACCUAGAAAAUCAUGCGCUUUUUAAGGAUGACCUAGAAUGCCAGAAGCUUAUUCUAGAAGCCAUGAAAUACCAUCUUUUACCAGAGAGAAGAACUCUCAUGCAAAGUCCAAGAACUAAACCUAGAAAAUCUACAGUUGGGACACUUUAUGCUGUUGGAGGAAUGGAUAACAACAAAGGUGCUACAACUAUUGAAAAGUAUGAUCUCAGAACAAAUAUAUGGAUUCAGGCUGGAGUGAUGAAUGGCAGGAGGCUUCAGUUUGGUGUUGCUGUCAUCGAUGACAAGCUGUUUGUCAUUGGAGGACGGGAUGGUUUAAAGACAUUAAACACUGUUGAGUGUUACAAUCCAAAGACCAAGGCUUGGACUGUGUUACCACCAAUGUCAACACACAGGCAUGGCUUAGGCGUUACAGUACUUGAAGGGCCUAUUUAUGCAGUGGGAGGACAUGAUGGCUGGAGUUAUUUGAAUACAGUUGAGAGGUGGGACCCUCAAAAUCAGCAGUGGACAUUUGUGGCAAGUAUGUCAAUUGCCAGAAGCACUGUUGGAGUAGCAGCAUUAAAUGGCAAGUUAUAUUCAGUUGGAGGUCGGGAUGGAAGUUCAUGUUUGAGUUCAAUGGAAUAUUAUGAUCCUCACACAAAUAAAUGGAAUAUGUGUGCUCCUAUGUGUAAGAGAAGAGGAGGUGUAGGAGUGGCUACAUGUGAUGGCUUUCUUUAUGCAGUUGGAGGCCAUGAUGCUCCUGCUUCUAACCAUUGUUCAAGACUGCUGGACUAUGUAGAAAGGUAUGAUCCAAAAACAGAUACAUGGACAAUGGUGGCUCCACUGAAUAUGCCUCGAGAUGCUGUUGGUGUCUGUCUUCUUGGUGACAAAUUAUACGCAGUAGGUGGCUAUGACGGUCAAACAUACCUGAACACUAUGGAAGCAUAUGACCCUCAAACUAAUGAAUGGACACAGGUAAUCACAAAGUCUUUACUUUUUCCAUCUGUAACAUAUUUUGAUAGUUAUACAUACAACCACUACUUUUCUGGAAAGAAAAAAAAAAAAAAAGAUAUCUGA